This is a messenger RNA of Scomber japonicus (chub mackerel), 2149 nucleotides long. RefSeq names its product high affinity choline transporter 1-like. The transcript is spliced from 8 exons. The record is from RefSeq and is a predicted model, not a curated record. Gene Ontology annotation, cellular component: plasma membrane. Bases 9 to 1634 code for a protein of 541 amino acids. Gene Ontology annotation, biological process: acetylcholine biosynthetic process; transmembrane transport; choline transport. Gene Ontology annotation, molecular function: choline:sodium symporter activity. Lineage: Eukaryota; Metazoa; Chordata; Actinopteri; Scombriformes; Scombridae.
AGACAAGCAUGGCAGUGGACGUCCCUGGACUGGUGGCCGUGAUGGGCUUUUAUAUAGUAAUCCUGGUCAUAGGGAUCUGGGCAUCUCGAAAAUCCAAGAAAGAGGAGAAGGCAUGUACUGGCAACAAGAGUGAAGUUACUAUUGUUGGUGGCCGCAACAUCAAUGUCCUGGUUGGAGUUUUCACCAUGACGGCUACAUGGGUUGGUGGAGGUUAUAUUAUGGGAACUGCUGAGGUUGUUUAUUCCCCUACUCAAGGUCUUAUUUGGGCUUUCGGGCCUCCUGCAUAUUUUGCCAAUUAUGUUUUAGGAGGAUUAUUCUUCGCAAAACCUAUGAGGUCAAAGCGCUAUGUGACCAUGUUGGACCCAUUUCAGCAUCGCUAUGGCAACAUGUUCACCACAGUACUAUUGCUUCCUGCUUUGAUUGGUGAUAUUUUAUGGGUUGCCUGCAUCCUUGCUGCUCUGGGGGGAACAAUGAGUGUAAUUCUUGGGCUGUCGUCUACAAUCUCCAUCAUUAUCUCGGCUGCUGUCUCCAUCGUCUACACCUUUUUAGGGGGUCUCUACGCUGUGGCAUAUACUGAUAUCAUCCAGCUUACCUUCAUCUUUUUCAGCCUGUGGCUCUGUAUUCCCUUUUUGAUACUCUCUCCUGCUGUUACUGACAUCUCACAAACAGCCCUUGUCAACCAAUCAAGUGGCAACUCAUGGCUAGGAGAGCUGGAGCUGGCUGAUGCAGGAAAAUGGGCAGAUGAGCUGCUGUUAUUGGCUUUAGGGGGACUGGCCUACCAAGCUCUACACCAGAGGAUCCUCUCUGCAGCCUCCUCUGCUCAGGCUCAAGUCACCUGUUUUGCUGCUGCUGGGACAAUUUUUGUAAUGGGAAUUCCUUCAGUUAUCAUUGGAGCUGUGGCUGCUUCUGCAGACUGGAACCAGACAGAGUAUGGGCUACCCCCUCCCUAUGAACGUGGGGAGGCAGGGAAGAUCCUGCCAUUGGCCCUGCAAUACCUCACACCCACCUGGGUGUCAGUGUUGGGCAUUGGUUCUGUGGCUGCAGCAGUUAUGUCCUCCAUGGACUCUGCGCUGCUGUCAUCAGCAUCUAUGUUUACACAAAACAUAUACAAGACGUCUUUGAGGAAGCAGGCCUCAGAGCGGGAACUGCAGUGGGUGAUCCGUAUUAGCGUGCUGGUGGUGGGCCUAGCUGGAACAGGCCUAGCCUUUGGUGAUGGCAGUGUGUUCAGUCUCUGGCUGGUAAGCGGGGAUCUACUCUACUGCACAAUCCUCCCGCAGCUCAUCUCCGUGCUGCACUUCCACUCUGCUAAUACCUACGGGGCUAUCAGUGGCUUCGUAGUAGGGGUGCUGCUGCGUGUGCUGAGCGGCGAGCCAUUACUUGGGAUCCCUCCUGUACUCCUUUUUCCUGGCUGGAGAGAGAAGGAUGGUGUUAUCACACAGUACUUUCCCUACAGGACUCUGAUCAUGCUUUCCUCUCAGAUGUGUAUUAUUAUAGUUUCCUGGCUGAUAGAGCUAGGCUUUCGUCAUCAAUUAAUUCCUCAGUCUUGGGAUGUACUGGGGGUGUUUGAAGAGAAAAAAGAGGAUAUACCUGAUACUCAAGAGACGAAGAACUGUAUUCUUAAUACAAAACUCUAGGCUUACCUUGAGUUCAACAUCAGCCAAAGUAUACACAAACCUGUCUUUAUGCUUAUUCCUAUCAGCCACUUUCUCUGCACAGACUAUUUAUACAUACACUUAUAUUGACUGUAUUUUACACAUGAUUAAAAAUAAAUCAAAUAUGAUUUAAAUACACCAAACUCUGACCAGCAGUAUGUUUGGAGUGAUUCAAGGAGAUAAUGGGACAUGAUGGGUGUCUCCUUUUUUGCAUAAUAUGAGUAACUAAAUGUUUUAUAUACAAAGUGGACUCAGGUGGCUUUACAAUCUGUACAGCAUACAACAUCUUCUAUUCUUAGACUAUUGAUUUAUGUAUAUACAAACAACCAAACCUUAAACAGGGAUCCCUCUUCCUGGACGGACAGAGCUGAAUAUGAUCAGGUGGAAGGUGGUAUGAACAGAGUAUGUUACCCUAGAAAAAAAAAAAUGUAAUCGCUAAUGGAAAUGCACUGAAAAAUUAGUUGAAUUUAAAGUUUGGAAGUUAAAUUGAAAAUAUG